AGGAUACUUCAGCUACACGUGCAUGUCACGUGCCAUGGAAAAAUAUCCGGGAUACGAGGGAUAUUUACUCAUCGGCGAUGACGUAAUACUUAACUACUGGAAUUUAAUUGGAAUGGACCGUAACAAAAUCUGGGAAGGGCCAAAAGUACCGAUUCUAUUAAAGUAUACUCAGCCUGAAAAUUGGUCUUGGUGGAAUUCCCCCUAUGGAAAGAGCACUUGUCAGAAAGCAUACGAUGAUAUCUGGAAUCUAUACAACUCCUCUACAACUGAAACGUUGUCGAACAUGAGCAGUCUAUCAGUUAAAGGGACUGUCCAUUCCCGUAGCGUGUUAGGGAACAUCAAAGGGUCGAUUGAUCUUUCCAAACAGAACAGGAACUGGACAUUUCUUUGCCCUCGGGGUCGCUCAGACAUAUUUUACCUUCCUCGAAAAUUUGCGGAUGAGUUCAAAACACUAUCUGAUAUCUUCUACAAGUAUCGUACGUUCUUGGAAAUUGCAGUUCCUACAAUGUGUCGAAUAAUUGACAAGGAGGACAAUUUUGAGUAUAUCCCUGGGAUUUACAUGCCCGGGGUAGGAGACAAACAGUCUGACUUCCUGUGGAAAACAUAUAACACCACCUUGGCGUUUAUCCAUCCUUUCAAACUACGUUACGAACACGAUGGAGCCAUGAAUAAGGCAUUGCUAAAAAGCUGGAUCAUGGAGUAUAGUAAUAGUUUGAGUAUAUGCUAAAGAAAAUUUAUUACAUCAGUUUAGUCCAAAGAUAUGCAGUCAUAUGUCCAGCAUCUUCUAAAU
Molecule: messenger RNA, 790 nt
Organism: Stylophora pistillata
Lineage: Eukaryota; Metazoa; Cnidaria; Anthozoa; Scleractinia; Pocilloporidae
Source: RefSeq, a predicted model, not a curated record